AGCUAAAAAGAAAAGAGCAAAAUUUGCCCAUUUACAAAACCUAUAGAUUCCAAAAACAACAUUACAAUAACCUCCAAGGACUACUCACAAAAACCCAAAACAAUUAAAAAAAAAGAAGUAAAAAUCAUUACACUUUUUAAAACGCAUGCCACAAAGCACCAAAACAGUUCCAUUCCCUUCAUUCCAAUUUCAUUUCAGUAUUCUCAAAACCCUCACCCUUCUUCUCACCUUAAAUUUUUUUUAUUUUAAUUCGCCGGAAAAAAUCUCCGGCAUGUCGAACAAUCAAACGGAGGGAUACGCCGAUGAUUUUAUCGAGCAAAUUCUCGCGAUUCCUUCUUACACUGGUUUGCCUGUAGCUGAUGUUGGUAAUACUCCGUCAGAUACGGCGUCGUUUAACUCUUCUGGUGGUGGUAGUGCUGGAGGUGGUGGAGUAUUACAGCAGCCGUUGUUUCCAUUGGGAUUAAGCUUGGAUAACGGACGUGAUGACGUCAGUGAUGCUGGUGGUGCUUAUGCAGUGAAGCAUGAAAGAGAAGGGAUGAAUAUAGGGAGUUUAUAUGCAGGAUUAGAGCAUUUGCAAUCUCAUGCAGUUAGACACUCUGUGCCUCCUGUUCACCAUGUCCAGCCCUUUCAAGGCCCACCAACAACUAGCACAACAGUAACUGUACCGCAGCCACCUUCAAUUCGUCCCAGGGUUCGAGCUCGAAGGGGACAAGCCACAGAUCCACAUAGCAUUGCUGAGAGGCUGAGAAGAGAGAGGAUAUCAGAAAGAAUAAAGGCUUUGCAGGAACUGGUACCCAGCUGCAAUAAGACAGAUAGGGCUGCAAUGCUUGAUGAGAUUCUGGACUAUGUGAAGUUCUUAAGGCUUCAGGUUAAGGUACUGAGCAUGAGUAGGCUGGGAGGAGCUAGUGCGGUAGCACAACUUGUUGCUGACAUUCCAUUGCAAUCUGUGGAGGGGGACAGUGGUGAAAGUAGAUCCAACCAGCAUAUAUGGGAUAAGUGGUCCAAUGCCGACACAGAACGAGAGGUUGCUAAGCUCAUGGAGGAAGAUGUUGGUGCUGCCAUGCAAUACCUUCAGUCUAAAUCACUCUGCAUCAUGCCCAUAUCACUAGCUGCCCUGAUCUAUCCUACUCAGCAACCGGAUGACCAGUCACUGGUCAAGCCUGAACCGGCAGCCCCAUCAUAGACCUCCAAUGUGCUGCACGUGCCUCUGAGAACUCCUAAUAGCCUUGUGUCCCACCCUUCUUUGUAUCCUUACCCUUACCUACCAUCACUUUGUAUUUUCCUCUGUAAUUGGUGGCAAUGCAAUCAAUGUCAGAUGCCACAACUUUUGCUUUUAGCUCAACCAUUGGCCCUUUUCUAUUACCUUUCUGGAGUUUUGUCGAACAAGGCAUGAUGUCAUACCUUGUACAAAGGUAAACGUAUGAAAGCACCCAAUCCUCCCUUUAUCCCUUUGCUUAGUGGAUGGUGGGGCCGUUGUAAAAGUAACCAACUGGUGGUUGUAAAGUAUAAUGUAAUCUUAGUAUAUUAUUGUAAUGGAUAGUUGAAGUUGCUCUCCCCCCAAACAAUUCUGAAAAUAUGAUUAGUGCCUUUGCUGUA
Molecule: messenger RNA, 1596 nt
Organism: Capsicum annuum
Lineage: Eukaryota; Viridiplantae; Streptophyta; Magnoliopsida; Solanales; Solanaceae
Product: transcription factor UNE12
Exons: 7
Coding region: 146-1183 (345 amino acids)
Biological process (GO): regulation of transcription by RNA polymerase II
Cellular component (GO): nucleus
Molecular function (GO): DNA-binding transcription factor activity, RNA polymerase II-specific; protein dimerization activity; RNA polymerase II cis-regulatory region sequence-specific DNA binding
Source: RefSeq, a predicted model, not a curated record